AUGUAUAUUGAAAUAGGUCAUAUAAGUGAUAAUAUCAUAGGCUGCUUAAAUUCACUCUUUUAUGUGAUUAUAUCUCUUGAUCCUUUUGGAUGUUUUAACUAUAACAGCACCGAUUCUUCUCAGUCAGAUAUAAGUUAAAGUAUCCUGAAAACUUUUACAGAAAAGCUAAGCAAUUAACAAUCUAAUUGCGAAAUAUAUUAACAAAAAUCUGAAAUAUCUGAAGAUUCCAAAAUAUAUUUAAAUAAUAGUAAUACAAUAAUAGAUUCUAUUGAUAUGGAUUAUUCAAAGUCUGAAUGA
Tetrahymena thermophila SB210 is the source of this 297-nucleotide messenger RNA. RefSeq lists its product as hypothetical. NCBI's taxonomy places the organism in Eukaryota, Ciliophora, Oligohymenophorea, Hymenostomatida, Tetrahymenidae. The transcript has a single exon. The record is from RefSeq and is a predicted model, not a curated record.